AUGUCUGAUCUACUACUCAUAAAGGACGAAACGGGAAUCAUAGCUGCCAGUGGAAACAACAAUAAUGAUAAUGUGACUUCCACAAAUAACAAGCUUCCAGAAACUCGUCCUAUUAUUACCGAUGAUGCUCCCAUAAUAAUAAUAAGAAGCAGCAGCAACAGCGCUCUCAAUCGGUUACAAGUGGAAAACAGCAACUCAAUGGAACCCAAUUCUCAGGAUACAUCCGAAAACUUUCUGGAAUUCAUCAUUGAUGAAUCAGCUAUUAUACAGCAGGCACCUGAUGGUACUAUGAUUGACAGCAGCGCAAUAAGAACAACGGACAUCAACGCAAACACUACUUAUUCUGACCCAACAAACGAGCCAUCCAGAGGGGAUUAUUGUACCAAUAAUAAUACGGCAGAAGCCAUGAUUGCCGAAAGGUAUCGACGAGAGUUUGAAGAUCUACUCGAGCGAGACGAGCGUGGUGAUCCAAUCGAUGAGGUCCGUCUCUAUUUUUUGGAGUUGUAUGCUCGUCGGAUGGUCGGGGAGCAACUCACUGAGGACGAAAUGAGAGAUCUGGAAGAAUUUGAGAAGGAGGAGCAUCGCCACCAGAUAUUAUCAUUAUCAUUAUUAGGCACACCAAUAGACGAUGUUGAUACGCUACACAAGACUGAGAAUGAUAGAGAAGAAAAAGAAAGGCAUCAUGAAGCGGCUGGGGAGCUCCUAGAAGAAUUGAAUGCACGGACAGAUGAUAUGUCGGCUAAAUCUCUCAUGCAACAAAUACUAGAAGAUGAUCUCAACUCUCUUGUUUCCGCGCAACCGUUGGCAACGGCGAAAAAGAUGAAAUCGAAUUCGAAUAUCUACGAAAUAGACCCACCGUGUCGACUUGAAAACUUGAAACUGUUUGACGCAGCAAAAGCAAAAUCUGUGUUAAGGGACGUGGAUGCUUCGCUUUAUCGGUUGAAACAAGGAGCAGCCCUCAACACAAAGAACAUCCGUCAAGAUGAGUAUUAUGCCAAAAAACGGAACAUCCACAAAUUUCCUCUGAAACUUGAAGGAGCUACAACAACAACUACUACUACUACUGCAAUCUCAAACUCUGGGAACUUGGUAUCGAAUCCAAACGGAUUACCAGGCCGCCGCCACCGUCCAACGUUGUCCGACCCACGGGUGUUGAUUGCUCAUGCGGGAACAAAGUUACAUAGCAUUGGAAAAUCAAACCGGCAGUGUCGACCUGCCAAGGAUGGACGUGGGGCACACCACUAUGCAUCGCGAAGAAUCCCACGUAAUAGUAGGCGGAACGUGCAAACAUCAUCUGUUAUUACAGCAGCAGCAGGAGGAGGGCCUCGAACGAACGUUUCGUCGCUGCGAAAAUUUCAAAAUAGAGAAGUUGAGCGUGUGACGGGAGCUUAUUCUUCGAGGCAACAACAAAUCGGAGUCCAAGCCAACAAUACUAGAAGUACUACUACUAGUAGUGGUGGUCUCAAUCGUAAAAAACAAGCGCGCAACAGAAAUGGGUUGCUGCGGCAACACGAUCGCAAGUCACAAAGUCAGCCAGCCUAUCUCAGCAACAGACGUCAAUUGCCCCACGUUGUGAUAUCCAAUCAUCAAGCUGGUGCUGGUAGGAAUCCGAUCGAGCAGCUGACUGCAAUCCAUCCUCGCACCAAUAGGACACGCCGGGAAUCAUCCAACGGGCAACAAGAACCUGCUGGUAUUCCAUCGUCUGAAAACUACAGCAGUCAGUUAUUAGGCUCCAAAAAGUCGACCCAACCUGCCGCGCAGAAGAGCACGCAAUUGUCCAAUAGACAUGCACCGCAGGAAGAAAGGGUCGCCGAUCGAUCGCUUCACUUACUUUCGCAGAUGAAUCAAGUGGAAAAUGUGUCUGUGAGGAAACCUGCAACAUUUGAUUCUCUACCAGCUGCUACUGCUGCAACAAGUCUGCAAAAAAGUAAAGCAAUCUCCAUUUUGCAACAAACGGGAGGGAAUUUGUCGACAAAUCACAGGAAAAUACACAGCUCCAUUCGCAAUGAGCGUUUUCUGAUGGCCACAGACCUAGCGUAUGACCGCAUUGUGAAAGAGAAUCAUCGCCUCGAACUUUUGUUUUCGAUAGCGGAAUGGCGCCAUGUCCAUGCCUUGAUGCUCUACGCCCGUAUCUUUCAAUGUGAGCUAUCGGCGGAGAAUAUUUUCCAACCAAAGGAGUUUAGCAUUUACGUUCCUGACAAUUUGCACAUCUUUGAGCCUUUGGGAGUUGUCCUUGCAUCGAUAGGAGUUGUAGAGGAAAAGGAAGGUGGCUUGUCUUACAUUCCGGUCGCAAAACCGCUCCAUGGAGGCAACUAUAAGCCUCACGACCCGAGCGAUGUUACGGUAUUCAUGGAAUGGUCACAAUACAAAUGGAAUGAUUCAUGGACGCAAGCCAAAGUCGAGCGAACGCGAAGAAAGAACGAUGCUCAAAGCCGCGGAAUCAAUAUUCCAGAGAAUGAGAAAAAGUCGCCCAAUCACUUGAGUAGGUUGGAAUGCUGGGAGCAUCUCGCUCUAGAAAUGUGGCUUGGAUGGGACGAAGAGCUCUGGUUCAGUUACGAAUUAUUUGUCGAGUCAGUGAGCCGAUCAUUCUUAUUUGUUGACUUUCCAAGGUCUCCUGCUGGAACUUAUGCCUGGCUGAUUCCAAGUUUCAGAAGCGGUAGCGGAUCCUAUGCGAAAAUUCCAAACCCGACUAUUGGAAAUGCCGUCUGGAUGAUAUCGUUGCUAUUUGAUCUUAGUGAUCUUCCUCCGCAAGAUACUGCUUCUUGGUUCUGUAAGACAGAUGCAAUCUCUGACAUUCAGGCCACGCUACUACAAUUCUUGGACUCUGCUGCAAAAGAAUAA
Molecule: messenger RNA, 2841 nt
Organism: Cylindrotheca closterium
Lineage: Eukaryota; Bacillariophyta; Bacillariophyceae; Bacillariales; Bacillariaceae
Source: the annotation of a GenBank genome assembly